AUCGCGGCAUCACCUGCAAGUUAGUUGGGAGAUUCAAAUCUGAGCUGAGUAACGCCAUCGCAUUCACUCCAGGAGAACAUCGCCUGCAAAUCUCUAUUUCCGGCAAGCGGCUUGAAUCGCAUCUACUUUUGGUUGAUUAUACUUCAGAUUCGGUGAUUACUUUGGUGUAUCGUCUUCGUCUAUUUCUGAAUGGGACCAGGAGGGAAACGUACGGUUGAGUAUCCCAGUCGAAGUCUAACACCCAGAGCUGGACAAAAACAUGCAUAUGAGUAUGCUAAUUCAUAUGCUAGGUAGUACAAGAGAAACAAGACAGGACAUAAUUCUAGGAAAGUUAACUCUCAACCUCAAGCUGCCGAAUUGAAUGUGACUCCAACAGUGGAGGUUCCACUUACUGAUGGACCUCUUGGAGAUGAUGAAUAUGAGCAACAUUUGGAGGAAACACUUUCUGCCUCUAAAAUUGGUCUUACAGGUUUUGCUUAAAUGUAUAGAUCAAAAUCGAAAGAAGAAGAAGGUUAGAGGUAUAACAAGAGGCUUGGAAACGGUGAAACUGGCUGCUGCCAUGGGGAAAGAAAAAUUUCCAAUUACAAUUGAUGUCUCACAAGGUCGACCAGUUAAUGGUGUCCAAUCUGCCAAACUUUCAAGUGAGUUUGGUUUGAUAAGUCGAGAAUACAUGGAUGAGAUCCCUAUCCGCAGGACUAAGGAUUUCAAGAAGAACCAUCUGCGUCCAGAUUAUGACAGACUAAAUAUGCAUCUGCAAGUUGAAGAUAUCAGCGAAGAGGCUGUCCAAGAUUCUAUCGAUGGGUUAUUGCAAAUCCAACUCAAGCAGCAACGUUCCAAGCUGAAAAAGAUAUUCCUUGAGUGCAGGGAUGCAGUGGAAGCUAGAACAAUGAAGCCUCCUGGAAUAAGCCAAAAGAACUGGGACGAUUUGAUUGACUAUUGGCUCAGUGACAAAGCUAAGCGUGUUGCUGUUGCCAACACACAGAACCGACAGCGUGUAAAGGCCUCCCAUCGCCAAGGACGUAAAUCUUUUGUUGUCUUAAGAAAUGAAACUAAGGAAGCGAAUAAUGGAGAAGAAUGUGAUCGAAUCAGCCUAUAUAAAAUGACAUACUAUUAUGAUACAGAAGGAUGGCGAAAUGAGUGUGUAGAGGCUAACUAUAACCGUAUGCAAGAACUCUUAACUGAAGGGAACAUGACCAUGGAUGAAAUAUGUGAUACAGUUCUUGGAGUUAAACCAGGCUAUGUUAGUGGCCUCGGUCAUGGUCCAAAGCCAGUGACUACUUCUUCAAAUAAAAAGAUAAGAUCUUUGGAAGAAGCCUUGAAGCAAAACGAAGCUGAGAAGAAUGGCUGGAAAUCCGAAUGCCAAAAUUUGAGGGCUGAAGUGGGUACUUUAAGAGAAGAAGUAUCUGAGAUAGGAGGAUUAAAAGAAGAAAUUGCAAGGCUUAAAGGGUUGUUGUCCCAAAUUCUGCAAAAGUUUUGAUGUUGUUUACAUAGUCAACUAGUACUGUUAAUGUUGUUUGGGAUGAUGUUAUGCUCUUUACAUAGUCAGCUGGUACUGUUAAUGUUGUUUGGGAUGAUGUGAUGCUCUUUACAUAGUCAACCGGUACUCUAUCAUUCAGACAUUGAAGAGAUUGGUAUUUUGAGAGUAUUAUUUGUUAUGUGGUUAAUUAGGA
This is a messenger RNA of Linum tenue, 1670 nucleotides long. Lineage: Eukaryota; Viridiplantae; Streptophyta; Magnoliopsida; Malpighiales; Linaceae. The record is from the annotation of a GenBank genome assembly.